Chironomus riparius is the source of this 2844-nucleotide messenger RNA. Lineage: Eukaryota; Metazoa; Arthropoda; Insecta; Diptera; Chironomidae. The record is from the annotation of a GenBank genome assembly.
AUGAAAAUACAAAUUUUAUUAAUUCUCCUCAUUGCAAUCGCUGAUUUAUCAUUCUCAAAUCCUUCGAAAUGUGCUCGUAUACCGGAUGGAACUGGAAGUAACAAGUCACCGCCAGAUGGACGAUUCAGAUUGCGUAUUAUUAACGACCCUAUUCGUUAUAUUCCUGGUGAAACAUAUAAAAUCAGCUUGGAAGGAGUUACACGUUUCUCAUCACCAUCACCCCAAAAAUUUGUCGGAUUUUUUCUCACAAUCGAAAGAAAUAAUGACGAAAAGACGCCAUUCUCACGUUAUGAAGAAGAUGAUCUUGGUGGAUUUACAAUUUUAUAUCCAGCACUAUCGAAAAUAUCUGAAAAGUGUCCGAAUGUUGUUGUCAACACAAAUUCCGUUCCAAAAAGUGACGUUCUUAUAGAAUGGACAGCACCGACAUCUGGAAAAGGCUGUAUAACAUUCAAAUCGACAAUCAUAGAACAUCGUGAUAUAUGGUUUAUGGAUGAUGGUGCAUUAAGUAAACAGUUGUGUGAGGAUGAAGCGGACUCAAUAGAUCCAGACUCUAUCGUUGCAGAGUGUACAGCAUGUGAUGAAGCAAAAUAUGAGUUGACAUUUGAAGGUCUAUGGUCUAGAAAUACACAUCCAAAAGACUUUCCUGAUGAUGGAUGGCGUACAAAGUUUAGUGAUGUUAUUGGUGCUUCUCAUGCAAUCGAUAAUCAUUUUUGGCGAUAUGGUAAUCACUCGUCACCUGGCAUGAAAGAAAUGGCUGAAUUUGGUGCUACUGGCAUGCUUGAAGAGGAAUUAAAGAAUAAGGGUGAAAGUAUUCGAACGAUAAUAAAAGCCCGAGGCAUUUCGUACCCGAAUGUAAAUGGAAAGACAUUCGCUGUGUUUCGUGUCGAUUCAGAACAUCAUUUAAUCUCGGUUGUAUCAAAAUUAUAUCCAUCGCCUGACUGGUUUGUUGGUGUGAGUGAUUUAGAGCUAUGUUUAUCAAAUGGACAGUGGGCGGAACAGAAAGAGGUGAAUUUAUAUCCAUAUGAUGCAGGCACAGAUUCUGGUGCAACGUAUACAGCACCAGAUCAACCCACAAGACCACAAGAGUCAAUUCGUCGCAUUAAACCAAAUAAUCCAAAUGAUCCACGUUCACCAUUUUAUGAUCCAGAAAAUUUGGAAAUGAAGCCAUUAGCAAAACUUUACAUAACGAGACAACGAUUAUAUGAGAAGAAUUGUGACAGAAAUGAGAAUGGAGAUGAUAAUGGGAAUUAUGGUAGAGGCAAUACAGGAGAUGAUGAUGAUGAUGAUAAUAUUGGCGAUAACAAUAACAAUUAUAAUAAUCGCAGAGAAGAUGAUCAAGAAGAAGAUAAAACUGAUUAUUGCAUUACUAAUCCAUGGGGACAGUGGAAGGAGUGUAACAACCCUUGCGGUGAGGGAAUUCAGGAAAGAAGACGUUACUACAAAGACCCACCAAAUGCCCAUAAAAAGGGAUGUAAUGAAGACUUGGUAGAAAAAAAGACGUGCACUGGAACCAGAGGAUGUACUAGUAAUACCAAAAAUGUAAUAACUGAUGAUAAUGAUGACAAGGAUAAAGACGAAGAAGAGAAUGGAAGUCAGGAGGAGGGUGGAGAUGAGGAUGGUGACGAAGAAGAAGUUGACAGAAAGGAUAAGGAAUGUCAAGUAACUGAUUGGAAAGAAGAGGAAUGUUCUUGUCAAAGUGGACAACCAAAGAAGCAAAUCAGCAGAAAAUUCAAAAAUUCAAGAAAUCAGAAACGAUGCAUGAUUAAAUAUCCAAAGCUUUUAUUGGAAAAGUUCGAUGACUGUCCAGCAACUGAUUGUAAUGAUGACGAAGAGGCAACACCCAAGCCAGUGGGCCUAAACUGUCCAUUAGAUGAUUGGACUCAAUACAGUCAGUGCUCAACAACAGUAGGAAUGGGAAUACAAAUUCGUGUCAGAAAACCAAAACAAAAUAUUCGCAAUUCGGACGAAAAUUUAAAGCGCAUUGUCAACAUGUAUGAAAAACUGCGAAGAAGCAAAUUCGUCCGUAGAAAUGAUGAUGAAGAUGACGAUGACAUAACAACAUUGAAUGUGACAACAGCAGCAGAUCCUUCACACGCUUGCUUCGGUGUUCAAUUUGUAGAGUCACGUGUUUGUGGAAAAAGAAAUAAAGCUUAUGAUGACGAUCCAAAAUAUUUCUGUAUGCAGACACCACUCAUUCAGAAAUGCAAAGCACCAGCGGAGAUUCGUUACUAUUAUAGUCAUCAACUAAGACGAUGUGCUACCUUCCUGUAUACUGGAUGCGAGAUUUCUAAGAAUAAUUUUGAGGCACUAGCAAACUGCACUGAAACAUGCAAUAAGCAAGAAAUUUACGGAGAUGAAGAACCAGACUCCAUACAAGUUGCCAAUCUCGUUCAAGAAAGAAUUGAUUGUGUGAUGACACCAUGGGAGCACACUCCUUGUAAUACAACAUGCGGCGAGGGAUACAGAUGGAAAUUCCGAAAAGUUGUGAAGCAUUCACAAAACGGCGGCAAAUCAUGUCCAAGAAAUGUCAGAAAACUCGAAAAAUGCAAAACUUCAGAUUGUGAAUUGGUGACUCGAGUUCAGCAUCAGUUCUUCCCACCAAUUCGAGUAAUCACAACGACUCGAAAUCCAACGCCAUACUGUGAAUACUCAGAUUGGUCAGCAUGGAGUCCAUGUAGUAAAUCUUGUGGACAAUCAGCGGUUCAAAUUCGAACGCGUGCUUUACUUAACAUUGAAAAUUCAGCUUUUUGUCAUGAUCGAUUGGAACAACGAAAGUGCAAUCUUAUGCCAUGUCUUUCACAAAAUUAUAACUAUCGUCCGCAUAGUUCUUAUAAUUCAUAUUAA